GGCAGUCUCCAAACAAGCUGCUGCUCCUACGUCAUUUUUUAAUAAAAAUAAUAAUAAUUUUAAAUAUAAUAGAAGAUGCAGAAAUUCUGUUUAUUUUUUACUGUCGCUUUGAUGUUAUUACAAGCCAGCCGCGCUUCGAUUGAGGAAGAGCAAGUCGCCAACAGACAAUCUGCCAAUUCUUACCUCUAUCCUUACCAAUUUAAUCCUUAUUCUUGGCGGCCGUGGAAUUUCCCGUAUUACCAGUUCCAACCGGAAGCUCGAAUUCCACAAAAAAAUGAAGAAGUUGCAGUGGAGUCGGACCGCCAGUUUUAUCCCGGAUAUCCCGGAUACCCAACCUGCAGGUCUCACACCGGUGAAAAAGGCAAUUGCGUUGAUCCGGCAACUUGCAGUACGUCCGGGGGCCGAGCCAGUGGCACUUGUAUUAACGGCAAUGUCUGUUGCGUCAAUGUGGUAACAAACAUAUGCAACAGACAUCACGGUGGGCGGAGCAGUGAAACGACUUCAAUCAACAACACUUAUUGGCAAUCGUCUUUGAGGCCGAUCAAAGCUUCAUCCAGCUGCACUCUGACAGUCAGGCUGGACAACAGAUAUCCCGAUCCGUAUAAUCCCAUUCCACCGGUUGCCCCUUUCUACGGGAUAUCAGUCUGUCAAGUUGGUUGGAUUUCCUGGUGUUUUCAAUCUCCCAGCCCGACUCCGAAUCCAUCUGCAGUGGUGAUUACUUUGAAGUAGCUGGAGCCAUUAACACAGUCCCAAAUAUUUGCGGAUUCAAUGACGGGCAGCACAUGUAUUUACAUGUGCCACCGUCAGCCACCACGCCCACUGACCUGCAAUUGACGUUCAACUUUGGGUUGUCCGACAUUGAAAUCCGCGCCUGGAACAUUUUGAUUUCCAUGAUUCCUUGUGGUUCUCCAAAGCUCGCGCCAUCAGAUUGUCUUCAAUAUUUCACGGCCCGUUCCGGAAGUGUCAAGACGUUCAAUUGGCGUGAUGUCGCCGGAACGGCCACUCGACAGCUGGCCAAUCAAGAUUACAGCAUCUGCUUCCGGUCGACGCCAGCUUCUUUGCAAAGACAAUUGUGCCUGACACCUUGCACGGUUCUCACGACACAGAAGCCCUUCAGCCUCAGCACGGCGUCAGCCAUUUCAGCUGCUAAUGUGACUGGAGCUAUGACGACCGACGUGAGCCAAUUGGGAUCCCUCAACUGCAACAACGACUUCCUAGUCAUUCCGGGCGGUUUCAACGUUGGAAAUCCUGCACCUGUUCUAAACAUGGCCUUCGAUCGCUAUUGCGGGGAAAGGUUGAACGCUCUUCCAGGCAGCCCCAUCUCUACCACCAUUUGCACCACCGCGACGCCGUUCAGAAUGCUGUACCGGACGAAUCGAGACGAGACAUUGACUUCGCCGACAAUCGAUUCUGCAUUCAAUUCCAUUCCUGCCAACGGAAACCGGGGAUUCUGCCUCAGCUUCCGGGUCCAGCAAUAAGAUUUGGAAGAAUUGACUUGGGGACGUAUAUAAUAAUGCCGGGAUAACCAUUUAAUUUAUAUUUAACUGUUUUGAUGUAUAAGACGUUUGUUCGCAUAUCUAAUAAAACUGCUUUCCGUGUA
This is a messenger RNA of Daphnia pulicaria, 1600 nucleotides long. RefSeq lists its product as uncharacterized. The record is from RefSeq and is a predicted model, not a curated record. Bases 783 to 1478 code for a protein of 231 amino acids. NCBI's taxonomy places the organism in Eukaryota, Metazoa, Arthropoda, Branchiopoda, Diplostraca, Daphniidae. The transcript has 8 exons.